UGAAGAUCAAGGAGUGGAAAGUUCUUCACCAGCCCUGAGAUCUUAAGAGUGGUAUUUGUGAGACCAGCUACUUUGAUUAAAAUUCUUUUAGGAUCUGCUUUGGACGUAUCCUAUUUAUGCAAGAUUUCAUCAUGGGCAGUGGCUAUUACAACAUAGUGGCUACCGUGUUGUUGGUCAUGAAUUUUGAGAGGACAAGAUCCAUGCAGGAUUCAUGUAGUAAAUGCCCAGCUGGUACUUUCUGUGGGAAAAACAAGAGUCAGAUCUGCAUUCCUUGUCCUCCAAAUAGUUUCUCCAGCACCAGUGGACAAAAGGCCUGUGACAUUUGCAGGCAGUGUGAAGGUGUUUUCAGGACCAAGAAGGUGUGUUCCCCCAUCAGCAAUGCGGAGUGUGAGUGCAUCUCAGGAUUCCACUGCUUGGGGGCAGGAUGCACUAUGUGUGAACAGGAUUGUAAACAAGGUCAAGAAUUAACCAAACAGGGUUGUAAAGACUGCCGCUUUGGGACAUUUAAUGAUCAGAAACAUGGCAUCUGUCAACCCUGGACAAACUGUUCUUUGGAUGGCAAGUCCAUACUUGUGAAUGGGACGAAGGAAAGUGAUGCAGUAUGUGGACCAGCCUCGGCUGGCUUCUCUCCAGGUACAGCCUCUGCCACCACGUCAGCCCCUGCAAGAGAUCCAGGUCAUACCUCCCAGAUCAUCACCUUCUUUCUCGCACUGAUGUCAGUUGCCGUGCUGUUCCUGGUGUUCUUUCUCAUCUUCCAUUUCUCUGUCAUUAAACAUGGCAGAAAGAAACUCCUGUAUUUAUUCAAACAACCAUUUAUGAGACAAGUACAAACUGCCCAAGAGGAAGAUGCCUGUAGUUGCCGAUUUCCAGAAGAAGAAGAAGGAGAAUGUGACCUGUAAAGCAGAAAUCUAA
Molecule: messenger RNA, 912 nt
Organism: Nyctereutes procyonoides (raccoon dog)
Lineage: Eukaryota; Metazoa; Chordata; Mammalia; Carnivora; Canidae
Gene: TNFRSF9
Product: TNF receptor superfamily member 9
Exons: 8
Coding region: 117-899 (260 amino acids)
Biological process (GO): apoptotic process; negative regulation of cell population proliferation
Cellular component (GO): external side of plasma membrane
Molecular function (GO): signaling receptor activity; cytokine binding
Source: RefSeq, a predicted model, not a curated record